Messenger RNA from Odocoileus virginianus texanus, 2067 nucleotides. The record is from RefSeq and is a predicted model, not a curated record. Lineage: Eukaryota; Metazoa; Chordata; Mammalia; Artiodactyla; Cervidae.
UAAAUGCUCUUUGCGCGCGUUAUCCUCCGUGGGGCGGCGGGAAGCUCAUCAGUGGGGCUACGAACUGAGUGCGCUUAGUCACUCUAUCCAAUGUCCCUUGGGAAGGUCUGAGACUAGGGCCAUAGAGCAGCCCUAACAGGGCUCUCCCUGAGCUUCGGGGAGGUUGAAGAUGGAGUCCCCUGAGGAAGGAAAGCCUGGGUCUUCAGCACCACAUGUGCCAGCCCAGAAGCAGCAGUGUGAAAACCUCUCUAACAUCUGCAGACCCCUAAAAAUUAAGGAGACUUUGAUUUGGACAUUCUCAGUAGGAAUGGUUAAAGGCUAAUGGGACCAUAGAGAGAUGCCAGAUGCUUGAUAGAUCCUGUAGUUCAACUUGAUUCCUAGAGAGAAGCAGUUCAUAUGAUACCAGAAGAUUCUUUUCAGCAUCUGAAGACUUUAUUAUCUAUUAUGUCUUUGUGUGAAGACAUGCUGCUUUGUAAUUAUCGCAAGUGUCGUGUCAAACUCUCUGGUUAUGCAUGGGUCACUGCCUGCUCUCAUAUAUUCUGUGAUCAGCAUGGUAGUGGUGAGUUUAGUCGUUCACCAGCUAUCUGCCCUGCCUGCAAUAGUACUCUUUCUGGAAAGCUAGAUAUUGUCCGUACAGAACUCAGUCCAUCAGAGGAAUAUAAAGCCAUGGUAUUGGCGGGACUUCGACCAGAGAUUGUAUUGGACAUCAGCUCCCGAGCGCUGGCCUUCUGGACAUACCAGGUACACCAGGAGCGUCUCUAUCAAGAAUACAAUUUCAGCAAGGCAGAGGGCCAUCUGAAGCAGAUGGAGAAGAUAUAUACUCAGCAAAUACAGAGCAAGGAUGUAGAAUUGACCUCUAUGAAAGGGGAGGUCACCUCUAUGAAGAAAGUGCUAGAAGAAUAUAAGAAAAAGUUUAGUGACAUUUCUGAGAAACUUAUGGAGCGAAAUCGCCAGUAUCAAAAGCUCCAAGGCCUCUAUGAUAGCCUUAGGCUGCGAAAUAUCACUAUUGCUAACCAAGAUAGUACUCUUGAACCAUCUAUGAUUGCACAGUCUGGUGUUUUUGGCUUCCCACUAGGGAACAACUCCAAGUUUCCUUUGGACAGUACACCAGUUCGAAAUCGGGGUGGUGGAGAUGGAGAUUUUCAGUUCAGACCAUUUUUUGUGGGUUCUCCCACAGCACCUGAACCUGCCAACAGCUUUUUUAGUUUUGCCUCUCCAAAUAAUGAAUUAGAGCAGCAGCCAGUCUCUAGCAGGGCCUUUAAAGUAAAAAGAAUUUAGUUGACCUCACAGAAUUUUCUCUGUUCACUUUCAGUAAUUUCAUUUAGUAAAUAAUCUUUGUUUCACAUAGGAGUCACCAGCCUUUUGUGUUUGUACUGAAUCUUCCAAGUUGUUUUCACAUUUCCAACUUAUAAGAGAUUAAGUGGCAGUGGGCUGCAGGUGGCUUCAGAUUUCCUUUUCAGUUUCUUUUAUUAAACUCAAUUUUAGGGUAAACUGUUUUCAUUGGUAGCAAAAAGCUUACAAUAUUUUUGGGUGUUUGUAGAUCACCAUUUGUUUAUGUUUGAGCUGUUUCUGGCUGAGCCCUAUGUUUAAGUAUACUGUAUAAGCACCUCUGUUUUAUGUCUACAUGUCAGUUUGGGUUCUGGUGUGUAUAUGUUCUUUUACAUUUCUUUUUGUUGUUGCAUUUGACAGUAUGUUUAUGUGAAAAUUUUGGUUUCAGGAACUAGUGAGUGAGCCUAUAGCUUGUUAUUUGGAAACAUACAUUUAUUUGUAUAUACUUAAUGUAUUUGCCCAUGUAUGAACUUGUUUGGAGGUGUCAUAUCAGUGAAUGAAGAAAGGUACAAUUUGAUGCAUGUAUGUUUAGUUCCUAUUUCUAUUUAAGAGUAAUUCACAUUGAUAAAGUUAUGUUGAAAGUUGACUUCUUGGCAUUUAAGAUAAAAUUACUUCUUUAUUUUUUUGCUAGCUGUUGCCCUGGAUCUACUUACUUAGGAAUGCACUUCUACUGCAGGAAACUUGCCAGUAUGUUGUUGAUCUCAAGAUUAUAGUAAUUAAAAUACUUUUAACGAUUUA